Molecule: messenger RNA, 1452 nt
Organism: Rosa chinensis
Lineage: Eukaryota; Viridiplantae; Streptophyta; Magnoliopsida; Rosales; Rosaceae
Product: increased DNA methylation 1
Exons: 4
Coding region: 161-802 (213 amino acids)
Biological process (GO): negative regulation of DNA-templated transcription
Molecular function (GO): transcription corepressor activity; acyltransferase activity, transferring groups other than amino-acyl groups
Source: RefSeq, a predicted model, not a curated record
CAUUUCUUUGUUUCUUCACUCUCUCUCUCUCUCUCUCUGUUCAACAAAUUUCACUUUUCUGAUCAAACUUUCCGCUGAAUUAAGCCCUAAGAUCGAGACCCACAUCGAUCAAAAACCCUAAUCGAGAUCGAACAAAAACCCUAAUCGAGAUCGAUCAAUCAUGAAGCAGAAGCGGGCCUUUGCUAUGGUUUCGUCAUCGUCGUCUACCGUGAAACCCUCACGCUUCCCUGAAGAAGAAGAAUCAGUCCGGUGUUGGGAGAGCGAAACGGCGUCGUCAAACAGAACCCGACCCCAAAUCCAAUCCAGAUCAAGAAGAGGAUCGAAAACAAGAAACAUCAAUGAUGUCUUAAAAGAUGAAAGAUCCAAGAUUUCUGGGAUCAACCGGAUUUUGGGGACACCCAUUCCCGUGAGCAAUAACCUGACAUGGAGGCUUUUGAAAUCUCACAUGCGAAUUGAAUCUUUUUACUGCACCAAGCUCCACUCCGCUCUCAAUGCCAUCCACGAGUGUUUCGAGCCUUCCAAAGACCCCUACACCAACAGAGACAUUGCUGAGGACAUUGUCUUCGACUUGGAAUCCGAUUCCGAGUUGAAUUUGAGAGGGUUUUACACUGUGGUUUUGGAGAGGAGGGAUGAUGAUGAUGGUCAUGAGGAGAUGGUCGGUGCCGCCACGGUGAGGAUCAAUAAGGGAGUGGCUGAAGUGCCACUCGUGGCGACUAGGCCUCAGUUUAGGAGACUUGGGAUGUGCAGGAUUUUGAUGAAUGAGCUCGAAAAUCGGCUCAUGGAAUUAGGCAUUGAGAGAUAGUAUAACCUGAUAUCUGCUUUGGCGGAAUGUGUUCAUGAAUCUUUGUAGAAUUAACAUUCACAAUGGAAUUGACUCCUAAUAACUUGAAGAAAGUCAGCAUCAUGGCUUGUGAAGAGAUGGGAUGUAAUAAUGUAGGAUCAUGGGAAGCAACUGCCGUUGGUUAGCUUGCCUAAUUCUAGUGUUUUCUAUUCUGAUCGUCUUAUCUUAAUGUUGUGUAUUAGACUCUUAGAUCACUGGCUUAAAUUUAUUAUGUUAUUUGCUGAAUUAUAGCUAGAGUUCCUCAGUCUCAGCUUACGUUUUCUAACUGUUCCUAAACCUCUCUUGUUUUCAAUAAUGACAGGAUAUAUGAAAACCUUGUAAGCAUAAGAGCUGCCUUCAAGCCUUCUGGAUGUCUUGUCAAGUUAUAUCUCUGCCAUCGUGCAAAGGGUUUUACCGUUGGGGAUUAACUUGUUUACUGUUGAGCAUUAACUACUUGUAUUUAUAUUUAUAUAAGCUCUGUGCGCCUUUGUGUUCCCCAAAUUCUUCAACAUUACUGGCAUUCUUUGGAUGCUACAGAUGGUUUGAUUCCUUUAUGAAUUUCAAUAUUGUAAAUGUUUUGUUCUAGUUGAAGAGUGCAAUAUAAAUUUAAUGGUAAGCAUGGGAUUGAAAUG